Molecule: messenger RNA, 1563 nt
Organism: Fulvia fulva
Lineage: Eukaryota; Fungi; Ascomycota; Dothideomycetes; Mycosphaerellales; Mycosphaerellaceae
Product: Cytochrome P450 monooxygenase ccsG
Exons: 3
Coding region: 1-1563 (520 amino acids)
Molecular function (GO): oxidoreductase activity, acting on paired donors, with incorporation or reduction of molecular oxygen; heme binding; monooxygenase activity
Source: RefSeq, a predicted model, not a curated record
AUGCUUGUGCGACUUCCUCUUUCCCCAUGCCAAGUCACAGCCAUGCUGUACCUCGCCCUCGCCACCCUUCUGGCGUUAUGCACCAUAACAUAUCGAACCCUCUACCCAUGGCUACGAAGACGCCACGCCCUCUCCCAAAUCCCCACCCACACCUUCACAGACCGCCCUGAUACGCAAGAACACUACGUCAAAUCCACCCGCGACCUACACUACGCUGGCUAUCGCAAAUUCUCCCUCAACGGCCUCCCCUAUCGAGUCCGGACCUCAGCAGGGGGCGAACGCAUCGUUCUCCCAACGCGGUAUCUGAACGAAGUCAAGAACGCCUCGCAAAGUGUCAUCAGCCUCCCAGACGAGAUGGAAGAUCUCCUGCUCAUGAAAUAUACCGGCGUACCGCAGCGGACUGACUCCGGGACGAAGGUUGUGAGGGUGGAGUUGACGAGGAACCUGGGGAAUUUCGUGGGGGCGAUGCAGGAGGAGUGCGAGUACGGGUUUGGGAGGUAUAUGCCGGUGACGCAGGAGUGGAGUGUUGUGAUGCCGUACCAUGUCUUUGCGAAAGUGGUUGCGCUGAUUUCGAGUCGUGUGCUUGUUGGGCCGGAGUUGUGUCGCGAUGAAGGGUGGCUGCGGUUGUCGAUUGAGUUUUCGACGCAUGCAUUUGGAGCGGCGAGGAAGUUGAGGACGGGUAGUAAGUGGCCGUGGUCGAUGUGGUUGGCUUCGUGGAAUGAACCUGCUGUGGCUGAGAUUAGAGCGAGGAGGAGGCAGGCUGAGGAGUUGUUGAGGCCGAUUUGUGAGGAGAGGUUGAAGAGGCAGAAGGAUCCGGACUGGAAGAGGCCUUAUGAUGGGAUUCAGUGGUUACUUGAUAGUCAUGGGCACAGUGGCGAGUCGACGGAGGAGGUAGUGAAGAGUUUGUUGAGGCUGAAUAUGGCUGCGAUCCAUAAUACUACGAUGAGUGCGACGAAUGUUCUGUUUGAUCUGCUGGAGCAUUCAAAAUACCUGGAGAGUUUGAGGCAGGAGAUCAAGAACGUACUUGCUGAGGAAGGCGGAUGGACGAAGCAAGCUCUGACCAAGCUGAGAAAGAUGGACAGCCUCAUGAAGGAGACUCUGAGGAUGAAUCCUACCACGCCCAUCACGGGGAAGCGGAAGGUCCUGCAUGACUAUCGCCUACAUGACGGUCUGCUCUUACCCAAAGGCUCCCAUAUCGCGUUCGCAUCCGACGCCUUGAAUCGUGAUCCAGCAAUAUACAACUCUCCGGACACCUUCGACGGCAUGAGGUUCCAUGACCUGCGUGAAUGGGAUGAGACCAAGUAUCAGUUCGUCACGGCGACUUCAGAGUAUCUGAAUUGGGGUCAAGGUGGUCAUGCUUGCCCAGGUACUUUUGCCGUCUCUUCACGUCUUCGACGUUUCUUUGCGAGCAACGAGAUCAAGCUGAUGCUCGCGUUCGUGCUCCAGCAUUAUGAGUUCAAAUGGAAGCCAGGCGAAAGUAGGCCGCAGAGCACAAACAUUGAUUGGAAUUUGAUUCCAGACCGCGAGAAGGAAGUCGAGGUGAGAAGAAGGAGCGAAGCAUAA